CAGUGAGCUAGAGACGGAGAGGGAGCGCUACUGGAACACUGCUUUGAAGCUGGAGAGAGACUGCUGCGGACAGAAAGUGGGGGGACGUCAAAAUAAUUCGCUGACGGCCGUUUGCUGAUGCAAAUGUUUAACAAACAAUUGCUCUAGAAAUCAAACGAUCAAGAAGUCAGCAACAAGAUCUGUGCAUUGGCAUUUUACAGAGGAAUACAAAAAUGUCGUCUCCAAGUCCGGGUAAAAGGCGAAUGGAUACCGACGUGGUGAAACUCAUCGAGAGUAAACACGAGGUGACCAUCCUGAGUGGGCUCAACGAGUUUGUUGUGAAGUUCUACGGACCACAGGGAACACCAUACGAAGGUGGCGUAUGGAAGGUGCGGGUAGACCUACCAGACAAAUACCCCUUCAAAUCUCCAUCUAUAGGCUUCAUGAAUAAAAUAUUUCAUCCCAACAUUGAUGAAGCGUCAGGGACUGUGUGUUUAGAUGUCAUCAACCAGACAUGGACAGCCCUCUACGAUCUCACCAACAUCUUUGAGUCGUUCCUGCCCCAGCUGCUGGCGUACCCCAACCCCAUCGACCCCCUCAACGGAGACGCCGCCGCCAUGUACCUCCACCGGCCGGAGGAAUACAAACAGAAAAUCAAAGAGUACAUCCAGAAAUAUGCAACAGAGGAGGCUCUGAAGGAGCAGGAGGAAGGAGCGGGAGACUCCUCGUCGGAGAGCUCCAUGUCGGACUUCUCGGAGGACGAGGCCCAGGACAUGGAGUUGUAGUGAACCCCCCUCGCUCCUCCUCCCCCCCCCCCCUCCUAACCACAGAGACUGUAUGAUUUCCUACCCAUGAGAGAGAGAGAGCAGACUAUACUAUUCAUAUUUAAACAAGGUGAUUUUUUUUGUUUCUUUUUUUUUUUAAUUGUUGUUAUUAUUAUUAUAUUACUUAACAAGGAUUUUUAUGGAUAUCUAGCGUUGAUCGUGUUCAACACAUCUUCCUCCAGGUGUUCUGGCUUUGUCUUUCUUUCUUUCUUUUCCGGUUUUUAUCCCCCCCCCCCCCCCCCCCACAGUUUCGACCUCGUCGAGUUCUUGAGGUUUUCUUUUUUGUUUUUGUUUGGUUUUUCCCUCCCAAACCCCCCUCAUUUCUCUCAAACGUGUGGCAUUAUCCACAUUCCCCCUCCGCGGCCGUGUCUAUGCGAGCUGUGUAACCGCCGCCCUGGUCAAGGCUUCCCUGCCAACACACACGCUCUCUCACUCUCUCUUUCUCUCUCUCUCUCUCUCUCUCUUUCGCUCGAUCGCUCGCUCACUCACUCACUCACUCGCUCGUUCGCUGCAGGCCUGGGGAAGUUCAGUGGCCAAUGGGGCCAUGUGACCAGCGUACCCAAAGAAGAUUCCGGAUAUCUGUCCGUGGUAUGGCAGUCACACAAUCACUCGUUCCCGGCUCGUUGCUCGACGCAAGAGAGGAGAGGAGGGGAUGCGGGAGCGGGGAAGAGACCCGUUUGUCGCCCGUCGAUGUCGGGAAAAACUCGGGGCGGUUCGGCAUGCGUGUGGCGCGUCGCUGCUUUGGUGACGUUCUCCUGCCGAUAAAACGGGGUCAAGGUUGGAUCUCCGGAGAAAAAAAACUAAAAGACUAAACUGACUAUGCUGUUUCUUUCCUCCCUCUGUGAAUAUGUGUGUGUGUGUGUGUGUGUGUGUGUGUGUGGGUGUGUAUGUGUUUUACACCUACCUUGUUUAGGAAAAGGAAAAAAGAAACGUUAAUUUCUCAUUUGAGCCUUAUGAACCUUGCGUGGUAGUGGUGAGUACUAUGGACAUCAGGGGGGGCCAUCAGGGGGGGGCCUCUUCUCUUUUUCUCUGCUGGACCAAGGUGGCCAGUGCGAUGUUAUAUCCGCCUGUAGUGUAGGGAGGGCGGUCCACUCCGAGGACUCCGAAACCCCCACAGCCUCAUAGACAUUCACCUCGAUGGAGUGGUUACCCCAGAUACUCUGCUCGCUUCUUUCCCGUUGUGUUGGAGAGCCGGCGCACAUUUCCUAAGGUUGUGAGGUCGCCCAGAGUCCUUCCACUGAAUGGAGUCUGCUCUCUGAAUAACGGAGGACACUUUAGUUUUUUUCUCUGAGGAGAGUGCUAAGAUGUUAUGACACAGAUGACCUGUCCCCCAAAAGAUGUCCCAUACACAGGCACAGUCCCCGCUACUGCUUCUGUUUGACCCCCCCCCCCCCCCCCCCCAAAGACAAAGCUGUAUGUACUGAGGUCACCUAAAAUGGCUCCCACCCAAAUUUGUGAAGCACAGUUUUUGUUGUGGAAGUGAAUUGCAUUGGAUGAAUGAGCUCCUCCGUAUUUUUUUGUCAUGUUAUCAUUUUAACCUAAUUUUUCAUGUAAGGAGUGAAUACACUUUUUAGUUUUAACCUGUCCUGAUGAAGAAGCCCUCCCACCCCAACCCCCCCAUCAAAGAGAAAAAACAAACAAACAAACAAACAAGCAUCCUUUUGUACAUUGUGGCAUGUUAACUGAAGUGAAGUCGUGUUGAAACUAGCGUAGAGUAGAAGAGAUUCUCAGCUUUUUUUAGCUUCUUGUCAGGAGACUAGAGUCCUUCUAUGUUCAGUGUUGUGGUCCUCUGGGUUAGCCAA
Molecule: messenger RNA, 2605 nt
Organism: Sardina pilchardus (European sardine)
Lineage: Eukaryota; Metazoa; Chordata; Actinopteri; Clupeiformes; Clupeidae
Gene: ube2h
Product: ubiquitin-conjugating enzyme E2H (UBC8 homolog, yeast)
Exons: 7
Coding region: 213-764 (183 amino acids)
Biological process (GO): protein polyubiquitination; ubiquitin-dependent protein catabolic process
Cellular component (GO): nucleus
Molecular function (GO): ubiquitin conjugating enzyme activity
Source: RefSeq, a predicted model, not a curated record